This is a messenger RNA of Hypanus sabinus (Atlantic stingray), 2694 nucleotides long. RefSeq names its product ubiquitin-like domain-containing CTD phosphatase 1. Lineage: Eukaryota; Metazoa; Chordata; Chondrichthyes; Myliobatiformes; Dasyatidae. Gene Ontology annotation, cellular component: nucleus. The transcript is spliced from 11 exons. Gene Ontology annotation, molecular function: protein binding; protein serine/threonine phosphatase activity. The record is from RefSeq and is a predicted model, not a curated record. Gene Ontology annotation, biological process: protein dephosphorylation. The coding region runs from base 77 to 1033 and encodes 318 amino acids.
CACGGACCCAGGAUAGUGGGGGCGGACGGAACUUCCGGUGAGCACGGAGACGAGUACAGCCAUUUUACCUGUCAAGAUGUCCGUAUCAAUUAUAAUAAAGUGGAGUGGGCAAGAAUAUCCUGUGACAAAGCUGACAGAGGAAGAUACAGUUCUGGACUUGAAGGAGAUGAUUAAGACUCUAACUGGUGUACUGCCAGAGCGACAGAAGUUACUUGGCCUGAAAAUCAAAGGUAAAGCUGCCGAAGAUGACGUUAAGCUGGGAAUGCUUAAAUUGAAGCCAAAUACUAAGAUUAUGAUGAUGGGCAGCAGAGAGGAGUGCCUGGAGGAAGUACUGGCACCACCCCCUGACAAUGAAGAUGUUAUCAAUGACUUUGACAUUGAAGAGGAUGUUAUAGAAGUAGAGAACAGGGAAGAAAAUUUGGCCAAAAUUGCACGCAGAGUGAAGGAGUACAAAAUAGAAAUGCUGAACCAACCCCGGGAAGGGAAAAAGCUACUAGUUUUGGAUGUUGACUACACAUUAUUUGACCAUAGAUCCUGUGCUGAGAGUGGACUUGAACUAAUGAGGCCAUACCUGCAUGAGUUCCUUACAUCUGCAUAUGAAGAUUAUGACAUUGUUAUAUGGUCUGCUACUAGUAUGAAGUGGAUUGAAGUAAAAAUGAAAGAACUUGGAGUCACAACACAUCCUAGUUAUAAGAUAACCUUCAUGUUGGACAGUGCAGCAAUGAUCACAGUGCAUACACCUAAACGAGGAGUAGUGGAGGUCAAGCCACUGGGAGUCAUUUGGGAUAAAUUUCCCGAGUUCUACACUAGAAAAAAUACAAUAAUGUUUGAUGAUAUUGGACGCAACUUUCUGAUGAAUCCACAAAAUGGUUUGAAGAUUAGACCUUUUAUGAAGGCUCAUCUUAACCGAGAUAAAGAUGUGGAACUGCUGAAGUUGUCGCAGUACCUGAAGGAGAUUGGCAAGUUAGAAGACUUUACAGAGCUUAAUCAUAAAUACUGGGAAAGGUAUCUUUCCAAGAAACAAGGGCAAUGAGGCUCAUGUGGAUCUUUCUGCACUAGGUUGUGUAUACUCCAGAACUACAUGAGAAAACUUUUACUGUGAUUGAACUCAGAACAUGUGCUGAGCACUUUGAUAGACACAAAUAUUUAAAACAAAAACGCCAAAGGGACUUAUCAACUGACAUACUGCCUGCAACUUUCUUUAUCCUUUGGUCUUUCCCCGUGAAAGAAUACAUUGAACAAAGGACAGCAUGCUUCAGCAAAAUACUGUCACACUGUGUGAAUUCAUAGGAACAUAUUCCUGCUGUGAUGUCAUUAAUCUACUGUAUGUCUACGUGUGGCUUCCUUGCUUUGUUGUGAAGCUGGCAGAAAACAGAAGUAUGCUAAUUGCAGGUUUCUCUUGUAUAGAGUAAGUUGCUUCCGUUUAUUUUGGUAUGCAGUUCUUUCCUGUGUGUGGGUUGGACUAUGUAAGUGAUAGAAUUCCCAUGUGAGCAAUUUCUGUUUGGCCAAGGUUUUAAAAGAGGGAACAUUUAAAUAUGCUUCCGUGAAAUUAACUCCAGUCUAUAAGCAGUCUAUAAGCAGAUAAUACACUGCAAAUUCCCCAUUUCUAAGGAAGGAAGUACUUCGCUCAGUUAAGUUGUAUGAAAGUGUAGCACUGGUGUCUCAAACCGGCUCAGAAGUUGGAUUGGACUUGGGUUGUAGGGUUCAGUUUCACUUGCCAUUCAUACCAGAAGGUAUGACUUCUCUUUCAUUAUUGUUCAUUACACUGUCGCACCACAAGCCAAAUGUUACAUUGACAAUGUGAUUUGCUAUGAGGUACUACGGAUUCCUCUCCAAAGAUUAUUCAGGAUGAACUAUAUGGUAAACUCAUUUUCUGGGUGUAAUGUUUUAUGUUUUGAAAUCCAGCAUUAAUUAUCCCCUCCAGGGCAGUGCUUCAAAUAGGUUGAAUUGUAAGGUGCCUGAAGAAACUAGGCUAAAAUCAGAACUCUACAUUACACAGUGCAGAAAUACAAAAUGAGCUUUAGCACCACAAAGGAGUGAUCUUACAUCCUGUCCCCAUAUUGUUUCUUGCAGAUAGUUUUAAAAAGCAUGAAUUAAAGGAUCACGUGUUUCAGUGUCGUAUGACACUUUCAAAAGAGUUCGUAAGGUAUCAAGAACUUCAGUCUUCUAUUGCUGACUGCUCCCAACAGUACAAAGAUGGUGGCUUUUGAAGGGGUUCUAGGACCCAAGGAAGGCUUUCAGCAUACAGAAGAGUUGGUGCAUUCUGUUAUUGGGGACACCCUGCAAAUACUUGGAGACUGUAGUUCUUUAGUGAUGCUCUUCUAUCGCCAUAUUGCUUGGUAAUAAAACUGAUAAAUUAGCAGUUCUUGCAAUGAAUCUACAAGUCAUGGUAUAUCAAACCUACAAAGGAAAUUAACCAUAUGUUCUGAACAAUGCCCUGACCUUACACAAACCUCCCACAGUACCUGCCCUAGCACUGCAGUAUAGAGUUGGCAAAUCAUUGUUUUCUGUAAAUCCACAUAGAUUGCUGUGUCAGGAAUUGAAGUCAAAACUAAUUAGUUUACGGUUUAGUCUGGCUGACAGGACCAGAAAUAUUCUGCAGUUUUUUAUUUUGAUUUCUUCAAAAUAUUUCUUUUGUUACUGCAGUAUGCUUCUCAUUCUUUCAAAUAAAUAACACAGGCAUUCCAGGUUGAA